AUGUCGAAUUUUUCCUCGAGAAAAAAGUCUCCUACUGGAAACGAUGUGAAGAGCACCCAGGGGGCUGCACAGAGACAGCAGGGCUUUCAUGAUGUGAACAAAAGAAGGGUGUUCUUGCAGGAUAACAGCUGGAUAAAGAAACGUCCUGAGGAGGAAAAAGAUGAGAAUUACGGCAGGGUGGUGCUCAGCCGGCACAACUCCCACGACGCCUUGGACAGGAAAACAGCCGAGAGACAUGAGCCAAAAGCCACGAUUAGCCGGUACAGAUCUGAUGAUGCUCUGGACAGAACACUGUCCACGCUUAGGACACCAGAAGCAACCAAGAUGCCAGCUGGUAGCUCCCUUCACGCAAACCCCACCAGCACAGCUUCCACACCUGCUACCACCCCUGUGAAGAAAAAGAGACAGUCCUGGUUCCCACCACCCCCUCCUGGUCACAGCGCCUCUCCAAGCCCAGGAGCAAGCGGAAGGGAUCCAGCUGUUCACCCUCCCAUACCUCCAAAACCCCGCUCUCCCAUUGCGUCUCCUAAACAACUGAGACAGAGUAACAGGCAGAUACAUGCAGCUACAUCAGGUGCAUACGGAGAAGCCAAUAGACAUCUUGAAAGAAAUAUCAGGACUGAGGAUCUCGAUGACAUCAUCAGGGUGGCUGCUUCGCUUCAGAAGACGGACAAGGGUGAAGAACUGGACAAUCUCAUUAGAAUGAACAAAAACUUGAACAGAAAUCAAGGUCUUGACGGCCUCUUCAGAGCAAACCUGAAGGCACAGCAGAUAGACAAAAGAGCCCAGAGUCUUGAAAGUCUCAUCUAUAUGAACACCCAGAUGGACGGAGAUGCCAAAGGCAAUCCAGCCUUUGGAAGUCUUAAGAAAAUCCAUCAAAGGACGGACAAAGAGAAAGGAGAUAGAGAGCUUGAUAAUGUUAUGAAGACCAAGUCCAGAGGACAUGAGAACACCUCUGGGAAACAAGACCUUGAUGGAUUGAUUAAGGUGAAUCCUGAGACACAGACAACUAUGAAGAGGGGCCAGAGCCUUGACAACCUGAUCAAAGUCACCCCAGAAGUAAACAAGAGUAACCAUGGGAAUCAAAAUCUUGACAGUUUCAUCAAAGCUGCGCCCACAACCAGCAGAGCUGACCAAGGCUAUCAACACGGUCUUGAUGAUCGUAUUACUACGCGUUCCAAAGCUGUCAAACCUACUGCUGGACACCAAGAUCUUGAUAAGUUCAUCAAAGUGAAUCCCGCUGUUCUUGAAAACAAUCAAAGAAACCAUGACCUGGAUGGCAUCAUCAGAGGGAAUCCUGCAGUGACCAGACAAAGCCAAGACUUGGACAACCUUAUUAAAGUGAAGUCUCCUGCUCUCAGAAACACAAAUGGAGACCGGGGCCUAGAAAACUUAACUGAAGUAGAUUCUCAUCUAUCUGAAAAUAAGAAUGGAAGGCUCGAUGGCCAAGUCAAUGGAUUCACCAAAAAUCUACUCAAGGAGUCCACGAGAACCUCUGUCUAUUCUUAUGAGGCCAGAAACAGCCUCAGCUCCAAUGCUGGAACCAGGAAUGUUGGCCCCAAGGACACGGUUGUCUACACAAGGACAUAUGUGGAGAAUAGUAGAUCGCCAAAGGAUGGAUAUCAGGAGAAUAUCUCAGGAAAAUAUAUACAAACUGUUUAUUCAACUUCAGAUAGGUCUGUCAUUGAAAGAGAUAUGUGCACUUACUGCCGCAAGCCCUUGGGAGUAGAAACCAAAAUGAUUUUAGAUGAGUUGCAGAUCUGCUGCCAUUCCACCUGCUUUAAGUGUGAAAUAUGCAAACGGCCUUUGGAAAAUCUGCAAGCUGGUGACAGUAUCUGGAUUUACAGGCAGACUAUACAUUGUGAGCCCUGCUACUCUAAAGUGAUGGCCAAGUGGAUUCAGUAACACUGAUAAGUGGAAAUGAAGAUGAAAAGCCUUCAGUGAAGAAUUUAAAGCUACAUUUUAAGAAUAUAUAAUCUAAAAAAGAUUUACAUUGAAGAUUAUCUCUUGUAUUAACAAUUUUGAUAAUAGAAAAGCAAUCUAAUUACUUUGAAUAAGAUCGCACACAUGAAAAGAGCCAUGUGGUAUUUGGUAAGAUCUAGUGAUAAAUACUCACAUAGUUCUUGCUACCAAAGUCAAUGGCAGAGAGCAUUGUCAACCCUGCACAGGCCAGCCCUGCUCCAUGUUUAGCUGCUCAUCAUGAUUUUCAAUAACCAAGUCUUCCAUCUUCUCACCUAUCUUCCCUAAUAGUUUGUAUUAGCGCUUUAUAGAUACCCUGACAAAUAGGCUGAUAGAAGCAAGAUAUACUUCUUCCUUUUUCUACAAACAAAAAUGCACGUAGAAAUUUUCUUACAAAAUUUUUCAAGAAGAGCAGUGUAACAAGUUGUUUGAACUUUUGAAAGUCAAAGUUCCCAGAUUUCUGUGAUGUUCUCUAUGACGCCACAGACAUUAGACAAAGUAAUUUCUAAAGUCCCUUUUUGCCUUUACAGUUAUCUGAUUAUAAAAAAAUGGAAUUUUAUGCUUAGAAACAUAUUGGUAUAUUUGUAAACAGUAUUGAGACAUACAAAUAGUUUCACCUAGUGUCAUCCUUCAGUCUAUCACAGGCUUAUCUUUUAAAAACUAUUCUUAAAACUGAAAUUAAUAGUUUUAUGGGUGAUAGGUAAAACCAUAUGAUGUGUAAUUUGUUAAACUUACUUUGCAUGCAUUUCAAAAUCUGAGAAAUAAUAGAUAUUGAUUGCAAACAUGUUAUAUGUGUUCAUGUUACAGUUUAUAUUUACA
Molecule: messenger RNA, 2778 nt
Organism: Microtus oregoni (creeping vole)
Lineage: Eukaryota; Metazoa; Chordata; Mammalia; Rodentia; Cricetidae
Gene: Scel
Product: sciellin
Exons: 29
Coding region: 1-1905 (634 amino acids)
Biological process (GO): epidermis development
Cellular component (GO): cytoplasm
Source: RefSeq, a predicted model, not a curated record